Molecule: messenger RNA, 1949 nt
Organism: Cynoglossus semilaevis (tongue sole)
Lineage: Eukaryota; Metazoa; Chordata; Actinopteri; Pleuronectiformes; Cynoglossidae
Exons: 4
Coding region: 483-1088 (201 amino acids)
Source: RefSeq, a predicted model, not a curated record
UUUUGAUGGUGGAUAAAUAAAUUCUAAAAAGUACAAUCGUAAUAUGCAUAAAUAGUUAGAUAAACCAUUAUGUUGUAAUGGGAUAAACAUUAGGAUUCCACCAAGACAAUUCUUGCUAUUCAGAGUGCCAGAGUUGUGUUGUGUGAUUAAAACAGUUCUCCCCUCUACUCUUACUAACAUAGUACACCCCCGUGGAUGUAUUUCCACAUCCAGUUGCCUAACAGAACUCCUCAACCUAUAAUCGGGCUCUUAUUUUGAAACGGCUGCGAACACAGUGGAUGGUAGCUCUAUCCAAGUUUCAGCCAUCUUAAUAGUGAGCCUAGAUGUGAUUUUAACGUCAGAUAAACAUUGACAUGUGCGCUCUGUAGCUGAUACACGUGUCGCUACAUGAAUGUAUCAGUGUGGUCGAGGUAUACUCUCAGCGUAGAGAACGGAGGAAAAACGGCUCGGGGUUAGCCGCUAAAGGGCCAACGACGGAGGACAUGUUCGCUGUACUUGAGACCGUGGCGCAGCACGAACACCACAGGGUGGACCGGGACAAUUGCUGUCAGAGGAGAACGUUCGAUGCCAACCUAAAACCCAAAGUCAGGCUGCACAAAGCAGACGACCAGAAGCUUUUGGAACUUAAAGAAGAGGUUCUGCCUGAGCAGAUGGAGUGGAGGUCCAUCAACCAAGAGGAACCUGAACCGCUCAAAUGUAAAGAGGAAGAAGAGGAAGUGUCCAUCAAACAAGAGGAGAAUGACAUUAUUGCUGUGAUUGUUAACAGUGAAGAAGAAUUGGAUUCUCAGUUUUUACAGCUUCAUCAGAGUCAGGCUGAGGAGAACAGAAAGGACUCUGGUUUAAACCGGUGUUUAAGACCAUGGGUUGAGGAUGAAAGCGACGAAUCGUCUGAGACUGAAGAUAGUGAAGAUGAUUGGAAGGAGACCACAGAAGGAUCAACUCCGAAGACGGUAAAGCACAAAAGAGCAUCCAUCAAUGUCAACAAUGAGUGUUGUGUUGACCGUUGGCUUCAGCGGAUUAUCAAACAGAGAAGGUUCAAGAAUCUGGCAAUGAGGCAGGAGUCACAGCUUCAAAAACCACCACAUUGAGACGCAUCUGGGAAAUGGGCUACAACCGUCGGGUUCCUCUGGUCAAGCCACUUCUGAGCCUGAGCCAAUGUAGGAAGCGUCUCAACUGGGCCAAGGAGAAGAAGGACUGGACUGUUGGCCAGUGGUCCACAGUCUUCUUUUCUGAUGAAAGUAAAGUGUGCCUUUCAUUUGAGAAUCAAGGUCCAAGGGUUUUGAGGAAGAUGGGUGAGGAACAGUACCCUUGCUGCUUGAGGUCCAGUGUGAAAUGUCCACAGUCAGUCAUGAUUUGGGGUGCAAUGUCCAGUGCAGGUGUUGGUAAAUUCCGCUUUCUUAAAUCCAAGGUCACCGCAACAGUCUACCAGAAUGUUUCAGCGGACUUAAUGAUUCCUUCUGCUAAAGAUCUGUACGGAGGUGCAGAGUUCAUAUUCCAGGAGGACCUGGCCCCUGCCCAUACUGCCAGAAGCACCAAAACCUGGUUUGAUGCCCAUGUCAUGACAGUGCCUGAGUGGCCAGCCAACUCGCUGGACCUAAACCCCAUUGAAAAUCUAUGGGGUAUUAUCAAGAGGAAAAUGAGGGGCACCAGACCCAAAAACAAAGAAGAGCUGACAGCAAGCAUUAAGGAAACCUGGGCUUUUAUUUAACUCCCAGGAAAUGCCACAGGCUGAUUGCAUCAAUGCCAUGGUGCAUCGAGACAGUGAUUAAGGCAAAGGGAUUCCCAACCAAAUACUGAAGAUUGACAUAUUGUUUUUAAAAUACCAUACUGGUUGAUUGAUUUGAUGUAAUACCAAUUUCUUUUUUUUUUCUCUGCAGAAACAGAAGUAAAUGGUGAUUUCUCCACAGUAUUUUCAUUUUUUGAAUUCCUGUUUUGUGGGUUGUAGAAAU